AUGGGAAAGUCCGAUAGUGAGAAAACUUCAGAAACUGCUAGCAAAGAGACCUUUAUCCGUGCGGCUGUACUUCUUGGGCUAGUCCUGACAGUCUUCCUCGCGGACUAUGCAUUCUUUGCUGGCAGAGAAUCUCCAAAUUUGAGGUUUGGAAGCGCAGAUUGGAUAGUGGGCGGUCUUCUUUUGGCUGGUGGUUGCCAGGCCUUCUACCUGAGGACCAGAGCUCCCAAAGUGUCAAAAGCUGUCAAGAGCCAAGAGAGCCGGCCCGACCGGUCUGAAGCGCAAGCUCCCACCAGUCCCACCAAGCCCUUGAAAUCCGCCCAACAGACUUUAAACUACCAGCUGGGCCGGGCCUCGUCCUCAGAGAAGGCUGCAGCAGUACUGGAGAAGCUGGUGCUGGAUUUUGAGGCCUCGCACGGCCUUCCAGACACCCUCAGCUACAACCUCGUCAUCCGGGCAUAUGCGAAAGAGGGCCAUUACCAGGCAGCGGGACGAUGGUUAACUCACAUGGAGAAGCAGGGGGUCAAGUCGACGGUUUGCAGCUACAACACCGUGCUGGAUGCCUGUGCCAAGGCAGGCAAAGCCAAGGAAAGCGAGUUUUGGUUGCAGCGCAUGCUGGACAAGGGCCUUCAGGCCAACGUCAUUAGCUUUGCCACGGUGGUGCAUGCCUUCGCACGUGGUGGGGAUGAGAAUUCUGCAAGCAAAUGGCAACGAGAAAUGCUGAGAAGGGGCAUUGAACCCGACAGCAUCAGCUACAACUCGCUGAUCCACGCCUGCUCCGUGAAGGGCCGGAUUUCGGCGGCUGAGGCCUGGCUUUUGGAAAUGCGAAGCCGGGGCCUGGACGCAACGGUGACCACCUACGCUUCCUUGAUCGAUGCUGCAGCAAAGGCAGGUGAUCUGGAGAAGGCGGAGAAAUGGAUGACUGAGAUGAUUGGCUUUGGCAUCGCGCCCAACGUGAUCUCUUUCGGUGCGGUGAUCAAUGCCUGUGCGAAGGCAUGUAACUUGCAGCGUGCUGAGCAUUGGCAUUCCCGAAUGGUGGAGUUCGGGAUCCGACCGAACUUGAGAAGCUACAGCGCAGUCAUCAACGCCUGCGCCAAGGCAGGCAAGGCCGAUCAAGCGGAACAGUGGCUGCAGAAACUUGAGGCUGCGGGCCUCGAGAGCGACGCCAUUGUCUACAGCAGCGUGAUUGAUGCUUGUGGCAAAGCAGGGGAUUGCGAAAGGGCAAUGGCUGUAUUCAAAAGAAUGCAGGCCAGAGGCAUUGCGCCGCAUGUUGUCACCUAUUCUGCACUAGCCCGGCCCUUCGCGUACAGAGGCCACUGGCAGCAAGUGGAAGGACUGGGGGAGGAACUGCGAGCAAGCGGUUGCCGCCCAAACGACUACUUCAUUUAUGCACAGUUGCUGGCAUACGCGACCGCCAGACCAAAAGAGCCCGAAAGGGCAGAGAGCCUCUUCCGUGAGGCGGUUGCCGAGGGCCUUUGCCCCAAUCAGCACGUUCAGACGGGGCUGUCGAGGGCCCUUGGCCGCAAGCGGGCCUCCGAGUUGAUGCAGGAGCUCAAGGUGGCAGUCAAGUAG
Symbiodinium sp. CCMP2456 is the source of this 1569-nucleotide messenger RNA. Lineage: Eukaryota; Dinophyceae; Suessiales; Symbiodiniaceae. The record is from the annotation of a GenBank genome assembly.